AUGUACUAUGUUCCACCCACGGGUGAAGUGGUCUGGUCAGUCCAACGUUUCUUCGAAGCUUGUCACCCGGAACGAGCAGCAAGGAACUAUUUCACACUCCUUCAGAAAAUCGAGAACGCUUUGCUGCGUAUCUUUUCAAAGAUCUUCCCGGAAGCAGAACCUCCUCCCUGGGCAGCAACGUGGUCCUAUACUAGUUGA
Messenger RNA from Symbiodinium natans, 198 nucleotides. Lineage: Eukaryota; Dinophyceae; Suessiales; Symbiodiniaceae. The record is from the annotation of a GenBank genome assembly.